Molecule: messenger RNA, 1387 nt
Organism: Stylophora pistillata
Lineage: Eukaryota; Metazoa; Cnidaria; Anthozoa; Scleractinia; Pocilloporidae
Biological process (GO): stabilization of membrane potential; potassium ion transmembrane transport
Cellular component (GO): plasma membrane
Molecular function (GO): outward rectifier potassium channel activity; potassium ion leak channel activity
Source: RefSeq, a predicted model, not a curated record
ACAAAGCAUUGGCGAUGCAUACGCUGUUGAAAACUGCGUUUCUUCGAACGUUUGGCUUUUUGUUAUGGACUUCAUUUAGUGCAUGGUUGUUUGUGACAGUAGAAUACACGGGGAAAGAUGAUAAAAAGGAAAAAUAUGAUUUGUUACUCUCGCUUUACAAAUCCAUGGCUUCAAAAUACAACAUGAGCCUCGAGGAAUUCAAUGAAAUUUCUACAAUUGCAUAUGAAGCAUUGAGCGAGCCUAAGCCUCAAUGGAACUACCACGUUGCAGUUACGUUCGUAAUUCAAGCUGUGACCACAAUAGGGUAUGGAUUCAUCACUCCUCAGACAUCCGCUGGUCAGUCGUUGUGUAUCUUUGUCUGUUUACUGGGGAUUCCCAUUACUUUGCUCACAUUGAAAUCCAUCGGCGAACUUAUCGCCAAAUGGCUUAACACAAUCGUCUCAAAGUUUGAAAAGAAAAUGCUUAAAAUACCAGAACCAAAACAGAUGCAAACGAAGAGUGCAGUGAUCUUGUUUUCAUUUAUGGUGCUUUUGAUUGUCGUGAGUGCCUUGUUGAUUAGGGAUUUACACUGGUCUUUCGUUGAAGGGGUCUACUUCUGGUUUGUAACAUUUACUACAAUCGGAUUUGGUGACUACGUUCUUUGGAAACCUGCAAGGAUCAAAAAGUUAUCUUUCAAUAAUUCUGAAAGUCACAGUUAUAAGUCAUCAGACUCAAUGCAGAUCACUUUCCCAAUAUUCAAAGAUCUCCUCAAAGCGUUUUACUACAUUGUUGCGUUGUGCAUUGUCUCAAGUGUGCUAAACGCAAUUGCGGUGGUUAUGGAAGAACGAAGAUGCCGUAGCGGAUGCCCUGGUUGUAUUUCACGAAAGAAAAAGAAAACAGAUCCGAAAUACCUUGAAGAAGAAGAAGAAAAGCAGGAAAGUAUUCCUGAUGUACGUGAUUUAAAGGUGGAAUAUUCUGGCCCGAAGCAAGUUGGAUCCAAGAUGAAGGAUGUGAACAUAUCAAUGGAAUUAAACGAACUUUAACGAUAUAACUGGUUCGUGGACGACCAAACACACCCUAAACUACUAAUUUGUGAAUAUUUUAAUUUCUUUUUUGUACUCAUAGUGAUGUCAAUGACUGAAAAUGUAUUGCUCAAAAUAGACAUUCUUAACUGAGUGGAGUGCAUUUCUUUUGCAUGAUAUUGGCCACUAUAUCGUAGUCAGUGGAGAUACACCUAGGUUUAGGGUAAGGGUUAGAUAAAUUCAUGUCAUGGUGAUAACCCAGUAAGGCAUGGAAUCUCUUUUUUGUAACUUUGUCUAAUUAAGAUAGGAAGUGUUACCGAUUUGAAUGUAACCUAUCGCAAGCCGUAGUUAUUUUCCUUUCGGUGGAAUCAAAAUAAAGGAGAAUU